This is a messenger RNA of Frieseomelitta varia, 3989 nucleotides long. RefSeq names its product DNA ligase 4 (gene DNAlig4). NCBI's taxonomy places the organism in Eukaryota, Metazoa, Arthropoda, Insecta, Hymenoptera, Apidae. Gene Ontology annotation, molecular function: ATP binding; DNA binding; DNA ligase (ATP) activity. Gene Ontology annotation, cellular component: DNA-dependent protein kinase-DNA ligase 4 complex; DNA ligase IV complex. Gene Ontology annotation, biological process: nucleotide-excision repair, DNA gap filling; DNA recombination; DNA biosynthetic process. The transcript is spliced from 12 exons. Bases 96 to 2804 code for a protein of 902 amino acids. The record is from RefSeq and is a predicted model, not a curated record.
UAUAAUAUGGGCCGUGCUUUUCAUCAAAUUGGUUUAUUACCAGCAGCCGUACAUUUUUAUAAACUAGUACUUAAUAAAGAUCCUGGAGAAGUAAAAUGAGUAGAACAUUAGCUAGCGAAAUUGAAUUUAAAAAUUUAUGUGAUGUAUUGGAGAAAAUCUCAGAAGCACAUCUUUCUAGAAAAGCUGAUAUUUUGAAGCGGUUUAUUCAAAAAUGUCGUCUUAUGAGUCACAAAUUAAAAACGGAAUUUGCAACUAUGAAUGUUUCACUUUAUCCUAUAUUAAGAUUAAUUUUACCGGAUCUUGAACGAGAACGUGAUGCCUAUAAUUUAAAAGAAAAAUCUCUUGCUGAUCUUUAUAUUCGUGUAUUUUGUUUGGGAAAAGACAGUAAGGAUGCAAAUAAACUGAAACAGUACAAAAUUCCCACUGCAAAAAAUAUUGCAGGACGUGAUUUUGCAGAAAAAGCUUAUUGGAUUUUGCAGAAUCGUUUUCCACGUGAAAGUUCUAAUUUUACAAUAGAACGAAUCAAUUUAUUUCUCGAUGAUUUAUCGUCAAAAAACAAAACUAGUCUGUCAAAGAAUGAAACAUUUAAAGUUUUGUUUGGAAAAAUUAAUGCGUUAGAAUUUAAAUGGAUAACACGAAUUAUUUUAAAAAAUUUGAAACUUGGUAUUGGCACGAAAAAGAUAUUGCAAGUUUUUCAUCGUGAUGCAAACUCACUGUUCAAUGUAUCAUCUAAUUUGCAACAUGUUUGUGAUACAUUAUAUGAUCCUCAAAUGAGAUAUCAUCAUGAUAUUCAAGUUUUUUCUCACUUUAAACCUAUGUUAUUAGAACGAUGCCAGAUUGAGGAUAUAGAAAAGCUUUUUAAUGGCAACAAAGAAUAUAAUGUGCAAUGCAAAUAUGAUGGUGAACGAUUUCAAAUGCAUAUGAAAGAUGGAAAAUAUAAAUAUUUUACAAGACAAGGAUAUGAUUUUACAAAUAAGUCUGGUUUUGGGGAAACUAGUUCUUCAGGUUUUAUGAGCAGUGUAUUUGGUCAGUUAUUAAAUCCACAAGUAAAAUCAGUAAUUUUAGAUGGUGAAUUAAUGGGUUGGCAUAAAGAAAAGAAAUCGUUAGGUUCAAAAGCAAUGAGCUAUGAUGUUAAAAGACUCUCAAACAAUAGUCAUUAUCAGCAGUGUUUUGUUGCAUUUGAUAUUAUUAUGUAUAAUGAUAAUUUACUUAUUAAUGAACCUUACGAGAAAAGAUUUGAAAUUUUAAAAGAUACAUUUACGGAAAAAGAAGGUUGUCUUCUAUUAUGUAAAUCUACUAAAAUUUCUAAAAGUGAGGAAUUAUGUAAGAUAUUCAAUGAAAGUAUUAAAAAUAAAGAAGAAGGUGUUGUAGUAAAGGAGUGUAAUAGUAAAUAUAAACCAAAUAUAAGAGAUGGAACUGGUUGCUAUAAAAUAAAAGCUGAAUAUUCCGAUAAUUUGGUACAAGAUGUAGAUUUAAUUAUUCUUGGUGGUUAUUAUGGUGAUGGAAAAUUUAUGGGUUUAAUAAAAAGUUUCUUAAUGGGAGUAGUUUCUUCAUCAAAAACUCCUGAUGAGAAUACCAAAAAAUUUUCAUCUGUAGUCUCAGUCAGCAGUGGUUUAUCCAUGGAUAAAUUGAAAGAAUUUGACGAGAUGUUUAAAGAUAAGUGGCAAAAAGAUCGACCUGAAAAUGUGAUUCCUCCUAGGACUGAGCCGCCAGAUUUAUGGAUUCGCCCUGAAAAUUCCAUUAUUUUGACUAUAAAAGCAACAGAAAUGAUACGAAGUAAUGAUUAUCCAAUUGGAUACAGUUUACGGUUUCCUAGAGUUACAAGUGUUAGAACUGAUAAACCGUGGUAUGAUGCUUGUACAAUUAACGAUUUAUUAUCAUUAAUCAAGGAUACGGGACCAGUUCAGAAAUUGACGAAACGAGAAACAGAUUAUGAAGAUAUAGAAGAAAUACCUAAAACUAAAAUAUGUAAAACAGCAAAACAACAAGAGUCUGUAAAACAAUGUUCAACAAAGUAUAAAGAAAUACUAGUGAAACCAAACAUUUUUGACAAUACGCCGGUUCAUCUUACUCGACUUUUUGAAGAUAAAGAAAUUUGUGUGAUAAAUGGCAAUGAUGAGUUAUCUAAAGAACAGAUUGAAAACAUUCUUUUGCAACACAAGGCAAAAGUUGUACAAAAUCCUUUAAAGGAAAAUUACUGUAUUAUUGUUGGUAAUGCUAAAACGGCAAAAGCAAAUUAUAAUAUACAAAGUAAAAAGUAUGAUAUAGUAACAUUGGAUUGGUUCAAAAGAGUUACCAAAGAAGAAAAUUGGUCGUCAUUGCAAGACUUUUUACCAUGGGAUUUAAUAAGUAGUCGCGAAUCAACGAAACGACGAUUAGCACAAUAUUACGACGAUUAUUACGAUCACUAUACUAUAGAUGCUAAUGAAGAAAGUUUAUUACGUUCGUUUAACAAAAUCGAAGAUAUGGGGCGAAAUAUUAAAUUUGAUUAUGCAGAAAUGAAAAAAGCAGAUCAAGAAUUAUUUAAUAGUGAAAUAUCUCCCUAUUCCUUAUUUCGAGGUAUUGUGGGAUACUUCAAUGAUCCAUCAGAUUUGUCAAAAAUUGAAUUUCGUUUUAUGGCGGGAACCAUUAGAGAAACUAUCGAUGAUUCUGUAACGAAUGUUUUUAUCAACAAUAAUUCCGUGAAUCCUGAUUUGCAAAACUUAAUUGGCAAUAAAUCGUUGCAAAUUAUUAAAAGCAAAUGGAUCGGGGAAUGCUUCAAACACAGUGCAAUUAUUUCUUAUUCUGAGUAUCUGAUUCAAUAAAGAAUAAUAGAUCAAGUGAUUUUUAAAUAUCUAUAUCUAUGUAAAUGAUAAUUAACAAUUCAUUUGUAAAUAAAUGUAUACAUACAUGCACAUUUUAUCAAAAUUAAAGUGACAAAUAAAAAUGCAAACAUAAUUUUAGAAUCGAUUCUGUUUAACAAUGAAAAUUUAAUGUACAAGUGUUACGCGUAUAUUUGUAACAUGAAUACCGAAAAUAUAUAGAUUCAUUCUGGCUCAUAUUUUCGUUAAGUGCUAAAGAAACUGGGUACUAGGUGGAGUGACAGUUGGACAGUUCGCUCAUUUAACAUCCCGUUUCGAAAUAUUUCUUCUUGGUUGAAGUCGGCACCCUUACUGUUCUCGUUUUAUUUCAUUGGAAUGCGUGCAAAAUAUGAGGCGAAAGGGACGCAGCUGCGACGUUUCCUUUACAAAGCCUGCCAUUCAGAGAGAUUCUCGAGAUUAAGACGAGAGAACUUUGGAAAAAGAGACUUUAUACGCGCAGACACAUCAAUACGAUGACAAGAAUCAUCAGAUUCUGGAAAUUCCCUUUAAUCUAAACAAUCAUUCAAUUCGUGUCACUAAUUUUUAAAAGAACUUCAAUUUAUAUUACACUAGUAGAUGUUAGUAGCAAUGUUAUGAAAAUACAUUUUUUUUAUCAAAUAGCAGAUGCGCAAUAGAGAUGUUAUUUAUGAAUAACAAAAUGAAAAGAAGAAUUCUUCAUUAAAAAGUCUACGAUUACGCACAACAAAGUAAAAGGAUCCUUCAGUCUCUUUUUCAUAACAACUAAAUUGCAAUUGAGAUUUUUGGCAAAGAUGUAUAACGUGACAUCGCUUGAUGCACGUAUAAUGUUAACCAUUGUGGAUAUCUCGUUAGCGUAAAGGAAGGUUUCGUCUACCAGGUCAGAACAUAAUAUAUGAAUAUGACUGACAUUCGUGUUCGUAGAAGAUCUACUUAUAGACUCUUCACCUUCGGAUACGACGCAUAUUAAUCGAGUUUCAGAUUUUCCAAGCGUCCAACGGGACGCGUCACUCCUUUGCACCACGUCCAAUUUAUUCACGGAGUUUCAGUGCUAACUCGGUACCUGCCAAUUAUGUAUACUCGUUACUGUUGUUGCUUACGUUUCAUCGUUACAGGAUAAAUUUAUGAUUUAACCAAGUUCACACUUGAAUUAUGCGUUUAUCGAUGGUUCUG